Molecule: messenger RNA, 1547 nt
Organism: Rosa chinensis
Lineage: Eukaryota; Viridiplantae; Streptophyta; Magnoliopsida; Rosales; Rosaceae
Exons: 2
Coding region: 234-1451 (405 amino acids)
Source: RefSeq, a predicted model, not a curated record
AUCUGCACGCCACCAAUCAAUGAAUCACGUACUCACAAGUCACAACACAACCCUAAAUUUCAACAUCGUCAAACUUUACCGCCCAACAUUUCCAAUCAUCCUUUCUUUUCCUAGCCUUCUUCGGUUACUUAUUCUGGUUUUUAGGACGUAGGAGAGAGAUCGAGAAUCAAGCAAUUGCAAAUUUGCAAGCUUCAGAGCUAAACCUAACGGUGGACGUACUAGGGACGACGACGAUGAUGGAGAGUUCGUCGUCCAUAACUCCUUUGCUUUUCCGCAACCUUGUAACCUCCCUCCUCCUUCUGGCAGAGAAUUCCAUUUGCAGCUUGGCCCAAAAACACAAAGCCCUAGAACUCAUACGCUGCGUUUUCGUCUCUUCCUUCCUCUUUUUCCUGCGUUUGCUUCUUUCUUUAAACCCUAGGUCGACCAACAAUAAUGAAUCCCCCUAUUCCAUCUUGUACGACUAUAAAGACAAGCCUCCCAAGAAGGGUAUUGGAGGAAGAAAUCACAAGUAUAUGCCCGCAGCUAUCAGCGGAGACGACGACGGCAGCGGCAGCGACACGGCUAUAGCUCGAGCACUUUCGCAGCUACUGUCGAUCGUCAAUAAUAUCCCGGUAAGUUCCCGCAAGUACCAAGGUGUUCGAUCUUUAGCGGAGAACGUCAUCUAUGACAACCAGAGAGAGGGCGUGGAGGCUUUGCGUCAAGUGAAUCGCACGGUUCUGUCGGCAGCGUUUUCGAGGACUCUCAGCCAGCUUGAAGCCGCCGCAACUCUCGAACAGCAGCAGGGCGGCGAGGGCGGCGGCGAUGGUGAUAUUGAUGGUUUGGAUUCUGGUCAUCAUCAUUGGAUAGUACGGGCCGUUCGGUCCGUUGCGGGCGUGGUGUGGACGAAGGGGGUUAGCAGCGGCGGGUCGAGGAGCUCGGCGGAGAAGCUAGCGGCGGAGCUGCUCUGGUUGGCUGAGACGAUGGCGGCUUGUGGCUUUGCUAAAGAGUCUGUGAGGAGAUGGGCGUCAGCCUCUAGUAUGGCUCGCCUCUCUCUUUCAGCCGAGCCGCGCCUGCAGGCCUCCUUAGUCAAGAUUACAGCAUUGUUGUUGAAGUAUGCUAAAGAUAUGGGAGUGGAUGAAGAUGAUGAUAAUGAGAGCACGAAAGAUCAGCAAGAAAGAAAACAAGCAAAGAUGCAGAUGCAGAUGCAGAUGUUGGUGUUGUGGAUUCCGUUGCUGUGCACAGCCAGCAAUGGCACUGAUGUGCCUGUUUUGAGCAUCAGCGAAAGGGCUGAGCUGGAGAGAGUACUGGAAGAGACCAUAGAGAAGCUGGCAGAAGAAGAUCAAGAGCGAGUUCUAUCCUUGUGGCUCCACCAAUUCACAUAUUGCUCCUCUUCUGAUUGGCCUAAUUUACAUGCCUCGUAUGCUCGCUGGUGUAAUGCUUCGCGCAAGCACUUGCUAAUUCACAAUUCAUAAUUUCUUUAUUGUUGCAUACUGUAGUUAUCUACACUUCUCGCAAGUCGGUUGUAUAAACGAGCUUUGAAAUAGUAUCUCCUAUAUUUGGUCUUUACA